Ziziphus jujuba (common jujube) is the source of this 2768-nucleotide messenger RNA. RefSeq names its product putative receptor-like protein kinase At1g80870. The coding region runs from base 262 to 2409 and encodes 715 amino acids. Lineage: Eukaryota; Viridiplantae; Streptophyta; Magnoliopsida; Rosales; Rhamnaceae. The transcript has a single exon. Gene Ontology annotation, biological process: protein phosphorylation. Gene Ontology annotation, molecular function: protein kinase activity; ATP binding. The record is from RefSeq and is a predicted model, not a curated record.
AGACUCAUUAUUCAAGAAAAUCAAUAAAAUCCCAAAUCCAAUAAUUAAACAAACACAAAAAAGAAAUAAAAGGAAAAAAUUAAGCGAAAUCUCUUUAGAUUAUCCAACUGUAAAGCAAACCCACAUUGGAUACUGAGAGACAGAGCAAAAUGCAACAAUGAAAGUCCACAGAUCCCAUUCCCUUCCUUUGCCUCUUUCUUCUUCACUCUGCCAGACCAAACUAACAAACCCCAGAGACCCAGUAACUGAAACCACCCCACCAUGCCUUCAAGAACCUUCCCACCAUACCCCAACUCUCCAACUCCAAGGUCUCCUAGUUUUUUAACCAAGACCAGGGUCUUGUUCUUGUUCCUCACAAUCUCUGCCUCUCUAGUUAUACUUGCCUCUAUCCUCUACUUUCUUUACCACCUCUGGCACUCACUUGUGCACAGAGCUAGAACUAUUCCAUUUGAUUCCAGUGCACCUCUCAAGCUCCAAAGGUUCUCACACAAAGAGCUCAAGAAUGCUACCAAUGAUUUUGAUGCUGCCAAUGUCAUUGGCAAAGGCGGUUCUGGUACUGUCUUUAGAGGUAUGCUAGGGACUGGUAAGCUUAUUGCCAUUAAGAGACUGGAUGCUCUGUCUUUGCAGACAGAGAGAGAGUUUCAGAACGAGUUGCAGAUUUUGGGUGGCUUAAGAUCACCAUUUCUGGUGACCCUUUUGGGUUAUUGUGUGGAAAAGAACUACAGAAUCCUUGUUUACGAGUACAUGCCCAAUAGGAGUCUCCAAGAGUCGCUUUUUGAAGAUGGUAUUUUGAGUUUGAGUUGGGAAAGGAGGUUUGAGAUCAUAUUGGACGUUGCUAGAGCUCUUGAAUUUCUGCACUUGGGAUGUGACCCUCCCGUGAUUCACGGAGAUGUUAAACCAAGCAACGUUCUGCUCGAUUUUGAUUACCGGGCUAAGAUUUCGGAUUUCGGGUUGUCCAGGAUUAAGGUGGAGGGCGACUUCGGAGUGGAUAUGUUUAGUCAGGACUUGGGGAAGAGUCAGGAGCUAUGGAAAAGCCAAGACCUUUCAGGGAACCUGCCAACGGAGACGCCAGCUAUUGGUACACCAGUGGAGAGUGCUCAAGAGGUAGAUUUUGCUCUUGCUUUACAGGCUUCUUCCUCAUCAAAAAAUAGUAGAACAUGCUAUAAUGUUAAAGCCUUGAACUUGAAUUCUAUGAAUUAUAAUGCCAACAUUGCAAAUGAGAGUGACAGCAAAUGUAAUAAUGCUAAAGGGAAAGAGGUUUCAACUAUAGAUUUUGGUGGGGAUGAUUGGAAUACUAGGUUUGUUCCUUAUUAUGAUGAGCCGUACAGCAUUGAUCAUAGUAAGGAGUUGAAUAGUACAAAUUCACCGGUUGAUGAAGCUCUGGAUACACAACAGUGGGGAAAGGAUUGGUGGUGGAGGCAGGAUGGGAGUGGUGAACUUUGUAGUAAAGAUUAUGUUAUGGAAUGGAUUGGAAGUCAAAUUUGCCCAUCCACAAAUCCUGAUUGGGAUGAAGAAAAGAAGAGCAUUCCUGAGAAGACUGACAUGGAUCAAUCAAGUCCAGUGGAUAAACUAGAAGAUGCAAAAGAACCUCGGUUACAGGAUUUCCGGUUCGAAAAUCCAGAUAAGAAGAAAGAACCAAAGGGCAGGAAAAACCGUAAGAAGAAACCGAGGAAGAUGCAAGAGUGGUGGAAAGAAGAGCACCUAGCUGAGAUUAGCAAGAAGAGUAGCAAGCUGAAAAAUCUUGAGACAAAGUGGAAGAAAGGCUUCAGAAUGCCACAUUUUGAUCUUGGUAGACGGUUUUACUUUCAUAGACGAAAGAACUUUGGGGAACAAAGUCAGAAUGAGUGUGAUCAAAAUGGGGAAUUCAGCUUUAGAAGGGGGUGGAAGAAGAAGAACACUCAUUCUGUUGGCAGUGACAUGUGGAGUGGAGAUCUAUUCAGUAGAGAGCUCAGCAGCACAACUAGCAUGAGAGGAACAUUGUGUUAUGUUGCACCAGAAUAUGGAGGGUGUGGAUAUUUGAUGGAGAAAGCUGACAUCUACAGUUUAGGGGUUCUAAUCCUCGUCAUUGUUUCUGGUAGAAGACCAUUACAUGUUCUUGCUUCACCCAUGAAGCUGGAAAAGGCGAAUUUAAUAAGCUGGUGCCGACACUUAGCUCAAGCUGGGAAUAUUCUAGACCUUGUAGAUGAGAAAUUGAAAGAUGACUAUAAUAAAGACCAAGCAAGCUUAUGUAUCAACUUGGCUCUCACUUGCUUACAGAAAAUGCCGGAGUUGCGACCAGAUAUCGGCGAGAUUGUAAAGAUUUUGAAAGGGGAAAUGGAUCUCCCGCUGCUCCCAUUUGAGUUCUCUCCCUCUCCACCUUCCAAAUUGUACAGCAGGUCCAGGAGAAAACACAAGUUUAAUGCAGAGUAGGUCUUGUAACAUUUUUCUUCAUUUAUCAAUUUCACAUUGGGGUUUAUGGCGAAUGUAAUAUAGUAGAGAUGAUUUGGAAACUGUUAAUUGACAGCAAAUUUGGGGAUUCAAUGGUGUGUACAAUGUGGGUUAUGUUAUAUGUAUAUUAGAUAAAGUGUUACUGCUUUUCUUUGCUAUUUACUUGGCUCAUUUUCAUGUCUUCUUAAUUUCUUGUAUCUGGUAUGCUUUCUUGUUUAGGAUGAUGUAAAUUGGAUUCUGCACCUCUAUAAGAAUACACCAUCCACAUAUGUAUCAAUAUUUACCUUUUUAGCAGAUGAAGGAACUUCUGUCAAGCAAUACAAGUCUUUUUCUUUUCUUUC